Molecule: messenger RNA, 3166 nt
Organism: Effrenium voratum
Lineage: Eukaryota; Dinophyceae; Suessiales; Symbiodiniaceae
Source: the annotation of a GenBank genome assembly
GAGAAGCAACGCAGAAGAGGCAAAACAGAAUGUGACAUAGCGGUGAACACAUCGCAGGUCUUGACACGUCAUCAUGGUCUUCGAAAAGUCGCUGACGGCCAUGGUGAAGGGCAUCCGUGCCCACCGGGGCAAAGAGUCCGACUACAUCAAUACAUGUCUUGCAGAGAUUCAGAAGGAGAUCACCUCCAAGAACAUGCCCACCAAGUCGAUGGCGAUCUUGAAGCUGGCGUACCUCAACAUGCUCGGCUACGACAUGAGCUGGGCCACCUUUGCAGUGGUUGAGGUGAUGAGUACCAGUCGUUUCGCCACCAAGCGCCCGGGGUACCUUGCCUCCAGCAUUGCUUUUACCGAGCAGACGGACGUGGGCCUCCUCACCAUUAACCUGUUCAAGAAGGACUUCGGCUCCAAGAGCGAGUACGAGAGUGGAAUGGCCAUCAACUGCCUCAGCAACAUUUGCUCCCCCGAGAUCUCCCGGGAUAUCAUCACCGACUUGCUGUCCCUGUUGAGCUCCUCGAGGGCGUACCUGCGGAAGAAGACCGUCUUGUGCCUCUACCGCAUCUUCGUGAAGGACCCUCCGGCCCUCCGCACUUGCUUCCCCAAGCUCAAGGACCGGCUUCGUGAUGAGGACCAGGGGGUGCUGACCGCCACCGUGAACACCUUCCUGGAGCUGGCACGGAAGAACGCUCGGAACUACUUGUCGCUCGUCCCACAGCUACAUCACAUCUUGGUGAACACCACCAACAACUGGCUUUCCAUCAAGCUGCUGAAGGUCUUCCAGCUGCUGUCGCCCCUGGAGCCCCGGCUGCCGCCGAAGCUGGUGGAGCCGCUGACGAACAUCUUGAACACCACCAAGGCGCAGAGCGUGGAGUUUGAAGCCAUCCGAUGCGUGGUGCGAUCCAUGCCCGAAGGCACGGCCAUUGUGGCGCUGGCCAUCGAAAAGCUCCAGGCCUUCUUGAAUUCCUCGGACCGGAACUUGAGGUACUUGGGUUUGGACCUCUUCCGGGAAGUCAUCGAGAAGUUCAAGGACAAGGUUCCCGUGGCCGAGCUCCACGAGAAGGUGCUCACCUGCAUCGAGGAGCCUGACGUCACCGCCCGCCGGAUAGCGUUGCAGCUGUUGGACCGCAUCGUUCAUCCCUCCAACUUUCAGGAGGCAGUGCAGCGGCUCCUGGACUUCAGCAGGAAAGCUGUGCCGAACGAUGAGUUCGUGGGGACGAUUUUGCGCAUGGGCGCGAGGGAUCAGUACGCCCUGGUGGAGGACUUCGCCUGGUACCUGCUCAUCCUGGGGGAGAUCAGCAGGAACAUGGAGUCCAGCUACUCGACCACUGUGGCGGAGCAGUUCGUGGACAUUUGCGUCCGAGUGCCCGCGGUGAGGCCCUAUGCAGUGACACUUGCCCUGGGCCUUCUGGAAUCGCCGGCAGACGCGGAGGGCACACUGGUGGUGGCCACGCCCAUGGUGGGCGCCUGCGCCUGGGUGCUCGGGGAGUACAGCGCGGACAUGGAGAAACCCGCGGAGGCUGGUUUCAUCGGCGGCGCCAAGGUGUUGCUGACCAAUCGGAGCCUUCAGGCCUUGGACGCGGCGAUCCAGGCGCAGUGCAUUUGGGCGGCCACCAAGCUGUACCUCGCUUCCCCGCACCACGCGCCGGCUGCGGUUUCCGAGCUCCACGAGCUGCUGAACUCCAGUCUGCCCGCCUUUGUGCGCUCCACGCACGUGGAUGUCUCGGAGCGCGCCUCCAUGGUACUGCACAUGGCCAGCUUCUACAAGGCAGAGGCGGAGCGCCUCAAAGACGCCGCGGCCUUGGUGGCUGAGCCCCUGCUGCCGGUGAAGCCUGAGGCGCAGGCCCAGGUGCCCCUGCCGGACCUGGACGAGCCCUUCUUCACCUUCGAGGAGGCGCAGCCGGCGUUCCUGCCCGUGCGCGCCGAUCCCAGCGACCCGUACGCCCUGGCAUCCACCUACAAGGACGACCUGGGGAUCAUGGCCUCGACCCAGGAGCCCAAGACCUCUACUCCGGCGCCCUCCAUGUUCUACCUGGGCCAAGCGAAGGAGCAGGCAACGGAGACCAAAGCAGAGCCGGCAGCGCCAGAGGUGAAAGAUCCCCUGGCGCUGAUGCGGGAGCGACUGGAAGCGCAGCAGAAGGCCUCUGUGAAGUACCAGGUGAUGCGUGAUGACUCAGGAGGCGCUAGUCAGCUGACCGGCAGUGUGGGCCAGGUGCCCUCAUCUUCCAGCACCUGCGCUCUCCCGAUCCCGCCGGAGAAGGAGUUGACGGAGCUACAGGGCCGCCUGUGGACGGUGGCCCAUCGUGGCCAGCAUGUGGCGGUCUACGUCUGUAUCAGAUCGCCCAAUCUCAGGAAGCGGAGCAUGCGAAUGGAACUGCGCUGCGAGAGGACCACAGAUGCGGCGGUUUCGGAAGUGGGGCUCCGCUUUCCGCCGGGGGUCGUGGCGCAGGAGGCGGAUGCCGGGCUACUCAGACUGGUCCAGGGGCCACUGCAGCAGCGUUCUGCAAAGGUGAAGGCCAGUGUUGAGACGACCCCCUUCACGUGUCCUGGUGUCUUUGGUCUUCGUUGCGAGCUAGAAUACCUGGUCAGCGAAGGAGAGCAGAGCAGAAAGGAGCUGGUGCCUAUAGAGCUGCAGCUGCCGGCCACGACCUUUCUGGUGCCGGAGCCAAUGUCGGAGGAUCAGCUCUCAGACUACAUCUCCGAGCACUCGGCAGAUCUGCUCGGCCACCAGACAGCUCAGGCCGUGAGCUUCGAGCGCGCAGUGGACCUGCCAUCCCUGGUGGGCAGGUGCGCAGGGCUGUGCCACUUCCACGGCAUCCAACAGCAAGUCGCCGAGACUCAGGACGUGAAGUUCCUGCUGGUGGCGGCGGGCCUGCCACCAGCGCACGCCCUGGAGGGCCAGCGCGAGCCGCCGGCGAACUCCAAGGUCAUUUGCAGAUGCGCCGGGCUGAUCAGGGGCACAGGCAUGGACUUGCGGGUCACCGUGAAGGCUUACGACAAGGAAAUUGCGGAGGAGAUUUGCUCCCAGCUGGUGAGCACCUUCCGAGAGCUCAUGGAGGGCAGACUGCAGGCGUAGCCGCCGGCUCGCGUGCCGCAAGCCGCUCGGGGGCGGCGGCUGCUUUUCUUGCGGCUGCUCGCUGUAACCCGCGCAGUUUCGAAGUGCAGUUUCCGG